This is a messenger RNA of Cyphellophora europaea CBS 101466, 4806 nucleotides long. RefSeq lists its product as uncharacterized. The record is from RefSeq and is a predicted model, not a curated record. Gene Ontology annotation, molecular function: ATP binding; histone binding; ATP-dependent chromatin remodeler activity. Bases 1 to 4806 code for a protein of 1601 amino acids. NCBI's taxonomy places the organism in Eukaryota, Fungi, Ascomycota, Eurotiomycetes, Chaetothyriales, Cyphellophoraceae. Gene Ontology annotation, cellular component: Swr1 complex. The transcript has 2 exons.
AUGCAGGACGCCGCAUUGAACGGCAGCCCGGAACACCACGACCAUCAACCACAAGCAAACGGUGAAUCGAGAGCGAAUACCCCUCCACUAUCCAGCCAUGACGAUAACGCGCCCAAUGGCUCCCCGGCCCAGGACAAUAGCACAGGUGGCCCACCGGCGAAGAAGCGGAAGCUUGCAGAUACAAAUGGCACGCACAAGUUUUCUCCGAGACCCAUCUCACCUCCCUGGAAACGGUCAACUGCGGCAGGCCCAACGUCCUUCCUGGAAAAUGGUCGCCGGAAAUCCGGAAGAACAAAUGUCAUCCCGCUCGAACUGCAACCGCAUACUGGCAAGAGACAGACUCGCGCUGCCUUCGAUAGAGUCGUGGGAGACCAAAUGCAGAACAAGCCGCGCUAUAACGUGGCUCGGAAGAAUCAGCCCGCUAACGUGCCGCAGAAGAGGACAGAAUCACCCAAGGUAAAGCGCGCGCCCUCACUUGGCUUAAAGAAGACGGAACAUGCCAGUCCUUCACUUUCGAAAAAGCCGGCCCUGUCAAAAACGAAAGCAAAGAUGUCACCCACUUCUUCCCGCAUCGCUGAACUGGAAGCGCAACUGGCGUCCUUGCAACAGAAGCGGGCGCGCCGAUCUAGCAGUCAAACAAACGGCUUCAUCAAGCAUGAGAGUGACCAAAGCGCCGAUGAGUUGGAGCAAUCUUCAUCCUCUGGGAGAGCUCCUACGCCAGAAUUAAUACUGCGCAAAGUCAAUUUCCGUGUCCAACUUCCUGGCGCAACCGUCACUACACCCGCUCACAAACCUCGACCGAGAAAGUUUGAGACGUUCGAGGAGUUCCUAGAGAAAGAUGACACAGAGUACAUGAUGGGUGACGAUACCAUGACCCCGGAGCAGAUCCACAGAGAAGCUCUCAUACGCCGUCGAGUCCGACAGGCUCAAAAGCCUGGCGGAUUGCUGCACAAAGGCGGAAUCGAUAAGUCAGUGGCGAAACGAGAUGACUUUGACAAGCACUUCACUCACAAUGACCACCUUAUUGCGCAUGCCCUUUACUUUCGAAAAUUGCUUGUCGAGGAGAAUAAAGCCCACCGCAAGCGAGCUGAGGUUCUCGCACAUGAAGCCAAGCGAUAUGUCGAGGCUAAAGCUCGGAAGAAUAAGGUCAAAACCAAGGAAGAAAUCGAGUUCGAGGACAUGCUGCGAGUGCGCACCACCUACAAGUCAGUCGUCAAGGAUGUGGACAAGUUAUGGCAGGCGGUCCUUGCUGAGGUUGAGGCAAUGCGAGCGAAGCAAUACGAGGAGGAGCAACAAGCAGAAAAUAAACGUCACUUGGAGCGAGUCCUGGAUCGAACCACUCAGAUGCUGAACCGCGAUUUGGAGGAUCCAAUGAUGGACAGUGCAGAUGUCACCGACGAGGACGAUACAGCGAAUAGUGACGAAGAGUCAGAGAACAGCGAAGACAUAUCUGACUCGGAUUCCGAUUCUAGCAUUGCCGCCGAACAAGAAGAGGAUGAUGGCAAUUUGACGGUGGAGCAACUCCGUGCCAAAUACGAAAACAUCCCGGAACUCGAGAAAGACCCAGACACAGCCAUGAGCUCACAACCGGCGAGCACUGCUGGAGAUAAUGAAGACGAAUCCGAUCCGGAGACCGAAAUGGACAGCGAGUUCGAUUCCGAGACCAGCGAUGAAGAGGGCAGCGCCGAAGAGUCCGGGGACGAAGAAGAUGGCGGAGGUGGCUUGCUUGGCUUGUUCUUUUCUAAGAAAGAGCUCAAACAGGCCGCUGAAGAGGUCCCUCCGGAUGAUUCCGAAACGCGAGCAGUGGAUGAGACGCAAGAGGAAGAGGAAGAAGAAGAAGAAGAAGAAGAAGAAGAAGAAGAAGAAGAAGACCAUCAAACUACGGAUGCUUCCAAGACCAAAACGCCGCUGAUAGAGGAAAUCCUUUCUCUGGACCAUAUUCCGACAGACAACGCUCCUGGCGAGGAGGUGCUAAAUUCCGAGCAAAUGGACGUGGACGAGGCAGCAGUGGAAGCUCGGCCAGUUGUGGAGCCCACUGAGGAGGCGCGAGUCGAAUCGGCUGUUGACACUCUACCUUUGACACCAGCGGACAAUACUGGAGAUAGCCCAAGCACUGCCGGCUCACCGCACACGACAGUCACUAAAGCUUCAGCGCCAGAGUCUGUGUCAUCCAUAGAACCACACGCCGAAGCGGCUUCCGAGGCUAUUUCGGACGAAAAAGCUUCUGACAUCAAAACGCCUGUACCCAAACUUCUUCGCGGCACUCUUCGGAUUUACCAACAUGAAGGUCUUGACUGGUUGGCGAAUUUGUACGCCAAUGGUCGCAGUGGAAUCCUGGCAGACGAGAUGGGUCUUGGCAAGACCAUCCAGAGCAUCGCCGUCCUUGCUCAUCUGGCUGAAGUUCAUGAAGUGUGGGGCCCGCACUUGAUUGUUGUGCCAACCAGUGUGAUGCUUAAUUGGGAGAUGGAGUUCAAGAAAUUCUUGCCCGGCUUUAAGGUGUUAACAUAUUACGGCAGCAUCGAAGAACGAAAAGCCAAACGACGAGGCUGGCUGCAAGACGACAGCUUCAAUGUUUGCAUCACCUCCUACCAACUGGUCUUGCAAGAUCAGCAGUCCUUCAAGCGGAGGAGAUGGCAUUACAUGAUCCUGGACGAAGCUCACAACAUCAAGAACUUCCGCUCUGAACGAUGGCAGACGAUGAUGACUUUCAACACGCAAGCUCGACUGCUAUUGACCGGCACACCUCUUCAGAAUAACUUGACUGAGCUAUGGUCGCUCCUCUUCUUUCUGCACUACGGCCAGGAAACGGAAGGAGAAGACGACGCCUUUGCUGGCCUGAAGGAGUGGUCGGAAUGGUUCAAGCGGCCGGUGGAAUCCAUCCUCGAACAAAACAAGCAGGUUCUGGAUCAAGAAGACAAAGAGCAAGUUUCGAAGCUCCACAAGGUCAUUCGGCCUUUCUUGUUACGUCGACUGAAGGCCGAUGUGGAGAAGCAGAUGCCACUGAAAUACGAGCAUGUCGAGAUGUGUCGUUUGUCGAAACGUCAACGCCAACUUUACGAUGGCUUCAUGUCAAGAGCGCAAACAAAGGAAACCCUUGCUUCUGGCAACUAUCUUUCCAUCAUCAAUGCCUUGAUGCAGCUUCGCAAAGUCUGCAAUCACCCUGAUCUGUUUGAGACCCGGCCAAUCAACACAUCUUUUGCCAUGCCAAAAUCGGUGGCGGCCGACUUUGAGAUUCAAGACUUGCUUGUGCGAAGACGUACUCAAAAAGAGCUUUCUGAGCGUGUUAGCCUGGAUUUUCUCCAGCUAGUGCCCAUCUGUCACGAACACAUCUCUCAUAUCGACUAUCGCGAGACUACUCUUCGGCAUGCUUUCCACCAGAUCAAAGCACUCCGAGACAAACAGUGGCGUCGUGUGGACGAUGAUAAAGACUGGCAUGGAGUGGACCGUAUGAAUGUCCUUGUCUCGUUGGAGAACGUCGGACGACAACGACGUCUAAAGCAGCUCGACCAGUUGAUGUAUCAAGAAGCAUACCGACAUCAUGCGCAUCCUGUCUAUGGUCGUGGUCUGAUCGAAAAGCUGGUCCUUAAUUCCAAGUACGACAAACUUGCAAAGCUGUCUGGUCAAAAAGUCAUGACCCGAUUCUGGGACCGCGAAGAUCCUGUGGAGUCUCUUGGCGUCGUUCAAUCGAUCCAGAGUCGAUCACAGAACAUGGAGUCAUUAGUGCAGAAGUACGCGUGCAUCACGCCAGCGGUAGUUGCAAACGACAUGAGCAGCUUGGCCAUCACAGAUGCCGGAGUGGUUGCACUUCGCGAAUCACAACCGGCUACUUUGCCGGAUCCGUUCCACGAGGCGCAAAUGAAGCUCUCCAUCGCUUUCCCAGACAAGAGACUUUUACAGUACGAUUGCGGCAAGCUUCAGCGGCUGGACAAGCUCCUGCGUAGGCUGCAGUCGGGUGGACAUCGGGCACUGAUCUUCACACAAAUGACCAAGGUGCUGGACAUUCUCGAACAGUUUCUCAAUAUUCAUGGCCACCGAUACCUGAGACUGGACGGAGCCACGAAGAUCGAACAGCGCCAGCUUCUGACGGAGCGAUUCAAUAACGACAACCGUAUCUUAGCCUUCAUACUGUCCUCUCGAUCCGGUGGUUUGGGCAUCAAUUUGACCGGUGCUGACACAGUCAUUUUUUAUGACUUGGACUGGAACCCGGCCAUGGAUAAGCAGUGCACGGAUAGAGCUCACCGAAUCGGUCAGACGCGAGAUGUGCACAUCUACCGCUUUGUUUCGGAGCACACCAUCGAGUCCAAUAUCUUGCGAAAAGCCAACCAGAAGCAGUUGCUGGAUGAUGUGGUAAUCCAAGAGGGCGACUUUACGACUGACUACCUCAACAAAACCACCUAUCGUGACAUGCUCGACGACGUAGCAGACAACGACAUGGCCGGAGCAGCCAUGGAUCGGGUUCUUGGCAAUGAGCGAGCGAACGCCACUGCUUUUGAACAAGCCGAGGAGAAAGAGGACACUGCUGCGGCCAAGGUAGCUGCUCGAGAGGUGCAGCAUGCGGAUGAUGGCGAUUUUGAGGACAAAGUUGUGCCAACUGAGGUGUCCAGCAAGGCGCAGACCCCUGGACCGUUCGGGGCUACAAAUGCGGCUCUCGAGGAAACUGAGACAGGCGAACAACAUCACAUCGACAACUACAUGAUUAAGUUGCAGAGGUUCCUCUUGAAGAACGUACCUCUGGGGCCGUCCAAGCCGAAAAAGAAGAGCAAGAAUCCACGAAGAGACGAGCUUCGAGCCAGACGAGGGCGAUAA